AUGUCUCGUAUUAUUGUCAAAGGCCUGCCCGUUUACUUGACGGAUGAUAAAUUGAAAGAGCAUUUUACAAAGAGAUUAGAUCAGAAGCACUCGCAUCAGGCUGUUAGUGGCAGCGGCCUAGAUCUCAUAACCGAUGUUAAGAUUCUUAGAGAUAGGAAUGGGGAGAGUAGGAGAUUUGGGUUUAUCGGUUAUCGAAACGAGGAUGACGCGUUCGAUGCCGUCGACUACUUUAAUGGCAGUUUUGUUAACACUUCCAAAAUAGAGGUUGCCAUGGCCAAAAGUUUUGCGGACCCAAGGGUUCCGCAGCCUAUGAAGGAGAAGAGGAGAGAAGCUUUGAAGAGGUUUAGAGAGAAGGAGGAAAGAUUGCUCCAGGAGCAAGAUCAAAAGAAAAAGAAACCGGAUGAUAAUACGCAUCGCAGCAUUGAUGACCAGAUUGGCAAGAACAAGCAGCUGCAAGAAUUUAUGGAAACCAUGAAGCCAAGUUCACAGGUCACAUCAUGGGAAAAGAUAGGCGUUGAUAAGAGUAUAGAAAACAAAGAACGACAAGAAACAGAGGAGGACUCCGGCGUUCAAGGGAACUCUCUAUUAGCCCAUGCCCUAGCUUUGAAGGGAGAUGAUGGCAAAGGCGAAGCAUUAAAAUUGGACAUUGAGAAUCAAAGUGAUGACGAGUACUCAGCUUUCAACACUAACAAGGAUGAAGGUCAAGGUGACGACAAAGAGGAAGAGAAGAUGAUGAGUUUGAGUAGCUUAGUUAGCGAUGAUGUCAAUAAUGACGAAGCAGAAAAUGCGAAAAGGAGAAACCUUGCUCAAGAUGAACAGGUUUCUGAUCUGGACUGGUUCAAACAGCGUCGUAUUAGAAUCAAAGAAAGUGGGGCGGAGGUAAGAGGAAAGCCAUCCCUUACUGCGAUUGAACAAAACGACAGUGUCGAUGCUGAAGAGGAACAACCAGAACCAACAGUCCCGCAAAAGACCGACGAAGAACGAGCCAUUGAGAAAAUUAACGAAACCGGCCGUUUAUUCUUACGUAAUAUCUUGUACAAUUCAAAGGAAGAGGAUUUCAAGGAACUGUUUGGCCCAUUCGGAGAUUUGGAGGAGGUUCAUGUGGCUUUGGAUACCAGAACCGGUCAAUCCAAGGGAUUUGCAUAUGUUCUAUUCAAGGAUCCUAAGAACGCGGUGAAUGCAUACGUAGAAUUAGACAAGCAGAUUUUCCAAGGUAGGCUAUUGCAUAUUCUUCCUGGUGAAGAAAAAAAAAGUCACAGGUUAGAUGAGUUUGAUUUGAAGAAUAUGCCAUUGAAAAAGCAAAAGGAGUUGAAAAGAAAGGCUGCCGCAUCCAAACAAACAUUUUCUUGGAACUCCUUGUACAUGAACCAAGACGCCGUCUUGGGUAGCGUGGCUGCUAAAUUAGGCUUAGAGAAAUCUCAGUUGAUUGACGCAGAAAACUCAAACUCAGCCGUUAAACAGGCUUUAGCCGAAGCUCAUGUCAUUGGUGAUGUUAGGAAUUAUUUCGAAUCGAAGGGUGUUGAUUUGACCAAGUUUACGCAGUUGAAGUCUUCGAAUCAAAGAGACGAUAGAGUAAUAUUGGUGAAAAAUUUCCCGUACGGGACAACUAGGGAAGAACUUGGCGAAAUGUUUGUACCCUAUGGUAAAUUAGAAAGAUUACUCAUGCCGCCAGCUGGUACCAUCGCUAUAGUUCAGUUCAGAGAUUCAACAUCUGCGAGAGCAGCUUUCACUAAGCUUUCAUAUAAGAGAUUCAAAGAUGGUAUAAUAUAUCUCGAAAAGGGCCCUAAGGACUGUUUCAGUAAGCCAGCUGAAUCAGAUGACUUGAUAGAUGACACUUCAGCAGAAGAACAACAAAAAGCGGUUGAAAUAAAACCUUCAUCAAACGAUCUAAUGGAAACAAAUACCGAUGCUAAUGAGGAAUCCUCAGCUACACACGAAGAAGAUAUUGCUGAAGGUCCAACUGUCUCAAUCUUCAUCAAGAAUCUAAAUUUCUCUACUACAAAUCAAAACCUCACUGACAGAUUCAAGGCAUUUAGCGGGUUUGUUGUUGCUCAAGUGAAAACGAAACCUGAUCCAAAACACCAAGGCAAGACUUUAUCCAUGGGUUUCGGGUUUGUGGAAUUCAGGACGAAAGAACAAGCAAAUGCUGUGAUAUCUGCAAUGGAUGGAACGGUAAUUGAUGGGCAUAAAAUUCAAUUGAAAUUAUCUCAUAGACAAUCCUCUCAAAACAGCAAUACAAAGACCAAAUCUAAUAAAAGAAGCGGUAAAAUUAUUGUUAAAAAUCUACCAUUCGAAGCUACAAGGAAAGAUGUCUUUGAAUUAUUCAAUUCUUUUGGCCAAUUAAAAUCGGUUAGAGUUCCAAAGAAGUUUGAUAAGUCCGCCAGGGGUUUUGCAUUUGUGGAGUUCUUAUUACCAAAGGAAGCAGAAAAUGCUAUGGAUCAAUUACACGGUGUUCAUUUACUAGGUCGAAGAUUAAUCAUGCAAUAUGCAGAAGAAGAUGCAGUGAACGCAGAAGAAGAAAUAGCCAGAAUGACCAAAAAGGUUAGGAAGCAAGUCGCUACUAAUGAGAUGGCAGCUCUAAGAAAUAAGGGUGGUAGAAAGAAACUAGAUCUCGAUGAUGAAGAUAAUGAAGGUUUUUAG
Molecule: messenger RNA, 2640 nt
Organism: Saccharomyces kudriavzevii IFO 1802
Lineage: Eukaryota; Fungi; Ascomycota; Saccharomycetes; Saccharomycetales; Saccharomycetaceae
Gene: MRD1
Product: RNA-binding ribosome biosynthesis protein MRD1
Exons: 1
Coding region: 1-2640 (879 amino acids)
Cellular component (GO): nucleus; cytoplasm; ribonucleoprotein complex
Molecular function (GO): mRNA binding
Source: RefSeq, a predicted model, not a curated record